Messenger RNA from Iphiclides podalirius (scarce swallowtail), 393 nucleotides. The record is from the annotation of a GenBank genome assembly. Lineage: Eukaryota; Metazoa; Arthropoda; Insecta; Lepidoptera; Papilionidae.
AUGGCACCCGUGAAACCGCCAAAGAAAGCGCUUAAGUCGAUGGAGAAGCCGCUGGAGAAACCUAUAUCGAAGAGCAAGAAGAUGAAGAAGAGAAAUUACCACAGCUUCUCCAUUUACCUGUAUAAGCUGCUGCGGAGCGUAACAAAAGACAACCUGGGCAUAUCGAGAAAGUCGAUGCUGAUAAUGAACAAUUUUGUGAACGACAUGUUGGAGAAGAUAGCCGAAGAGGCGGCCAGGCUAGUGUCGCACUCGAAGAAGACCACAUUGAGCAGCAGGGAGAUACAGUCGGCAAUAAAACUGCUUAUCCCCGGGGAAUUGGCAAAGCAUGCGAACUUGGAGGGGGUGAAAGCGGUCUCAAUGUACAUGAACAGCAGAUCUCAAGAUACAACAAAC